UCGAGAUCAAAACGAGGAUACGCUAAAAGGACAAGUAAAUAAUCUAAAACAAUGAGUACCUUGAAUGAUGAAUCUAAUAAAGAAUAUGUUGUAUCAAUGUUUCCUAAGGAUUUUUUCCAAAGGACAGCUCGAGAUCAAAACGAGGAUACGGUAAAAACUCAUGGUAAACAAAAUCCCGAAAAAAAUUCAAUAAAAAACAAGCGCGCUGCAUUAAAGAGCUUCACAAAUAACUCAGGAAUGAUGGCCUUAACCAGUAUAAUAAAUCUUGAAAAGAUUGCUAAACAGGAAAUCAUGUUAAAAAAAAGUGAACGAAUAUUAAAAGAUAUGGCGCAGACGCAUGAUAAACAAAAGACUGCGAAAAGCUCAAUAAAAACUGAAAAAAUCGAAAAUAAAGUAAAAAUGACCAUGCCCAAGACAUUGUAUCUAGAAAAGCGUACUCGGGAACAAAUCACGGUAAAAAAGAGCGACAAUCGAACUGGUCAGCAUGAACAAAUAUUAAAAAACGUCGCGAAUGUUAACAGUGACUUUUCAAAUCUCUCUAAGGUUACAACAAAAUCGAAUAAAAAUAACUUAUUAAUGAAUGAGAUAAAUAAAAUUAUGGUACCAGCACACUUAAACGUUAAAAAAAAUUACUUUACUGAACCAUUUGCUAUAAUUGAGCCUACCAUGCCAAUGUCGAUUGAUUUACUAAGUAAACCAACUCCUCCCCGUAUUUCUAAUAUAUUUAAUAAAACUGAACAGAGAGUGCACAUGUCUACAGCUGAAUAUAUGCCAAGAGCGGAGUGCGUACACUUUUCACAGAGCUGUGAUGCUACCAAAACAUCUUCAGAGUUACAAAUAAAUGAUAAAAGCGAAGUGGUCUGUGAUAAUAUAACAAUCGAUUUUGAUAAAUUAAAUUGGGAUGAUCCUUAUGCAGUAUCUCAUUACGCAAAGGAUAUUUUCGAUUACCUGAAAGAACGGGAAAAAAAAUUCCCUAUUACAGAUUAUAUGGUAAAACAAAUAAAUCUAUCUAAAUCGCUCCGCUCUCGACUAAUUGACUGGAUGGUUAAAGUGCAAGAGGGAUUUGAUUUAAACGAUGAAACGCUCUAUUUAGCUAUUAAGAUAGUUGAUCUCUAUUUGUGUCGUGUUAUAAUUAAUAAAGAUCAGAUAAUACUGUUAGGUGCCAUUGCACUU
Molecule: messenger RNA, 1173 nt
Organism: Teleopsis dalmanni
Lineage: Eukaryota; Metazoa; Arthropoda; Insecta; Diptera; Diopsidae
Product: G2/mitotic-specific cyclin-B3-like
Exons: 2
Biological process (GO): mitotic cell cycle phase transition; regulation of cyclin-dependent protein serine/threonine kinase activity
Cellular component (GO): cytoplasm; centrosome; nucleus
Molecular function (GO): cyclin-dependent protein serine/threonine kinase regulator activity
Source: RefSeq, a predicted model, not a curated record